Molecule: messenger RNA, 2693 nt
Organism: Pieris brassicae (large cabbage white)
Lineage: Eukaryota; Metazoa; Arthropoda; Insecta; Lepidoptera; Pieridae
Gene: MFS9
Product: vesicular glutamate transporter 1
Exons: 11
Coding region: 345-1871 (508 amino acids)
Biological process (GO): transmembrane transport; monoatomic anion transport
Cellular component (GO): plasma membrane
Molecular function (GO): transmembrane transporter activity
Source: RefSeq, a predicted model, not a curated record
GUUUUCUGGUAUUUCUGUAGGCCGUCGAGGGUGUACAAAGAAGGAGGUUCUCAAAUCUCACUAUUAAACACGACAGCAGAAUAGAACCAAUUGAACUGAACUCAAUUUGUACCAACAAUAGCGCGUAUUAAAUAGAAAUGCCAAAAGUAACAUAUACAAUUUGAAUAUUUUUUUUGUCAACAAACCGGUUAAGCCAUUGCAGUAGGUAUGUUAUUAUAACAUAGCCGGCCGAGGGGGGAAAUCGCGUGAGUGCACAUUCAUUCGACAGUUGGUAAGUGGCGCGGGCGACGAAAGACUUGCCGUCCAGUGUUUGUGAAAUAAUCGUAAAUAAAUUGUGUGUAACAAUGAAUGAAGACAAUACGGUGACAGAUGAUAUGAAACGACAGGCGGCUAUGUUUUACAAUUCAACGGAAAGAGAAAUACUACGAGAGUACAGCAAUGAGACAUCAUGGCGAUUUUGGAGGAAGCGACGGCUUGUGGUGGCGCUGCUUGCGUUCUUUGGUUUCUUCAACGUGUACGCCUUGAGGGUCAACCUUUCUGUUGCGGUGGUAGCCAUGACGGAGCCUAUAGAGCACGUUCUGGAUAAUGGAACUAUUGUUUAUGCUCCAGAAUUCGACUGGAGCUCUCAAACCAAGGGUCUAGUACUGAGUUCCUUCUUCUAUGGAUACAUCGUCACGCAGCUGCCUGGUGGAUGGCUCGCGGCUAAAAUAGGAGGUAACAGAAUGUUUGCGAUCGGCGUAGGCGCAACAUCUUUGCUGACUUUGUUCACUCCGCCGCUCGCGCAUACGAGUACAGCUCUGCUCAUCGCUGUUAGAGUCGUUGAAGGGUUGUUUGAGGGUGUGACAUACCCAUGUAUCCACGCGAUAUGGUCCCGUUGGGCGCCGAGUGACGAGCGCGCUCGUCUCGCGACGUUCGCGUUCAGCGGCAGUUAUGUCGGCACGGUCGUGUCUAUGCCCAUUUGUUCUCUACUAGCGCACUAUACAGGAUGGCCUGGAAUAUUCUAUGUGUUUGGAAUAAUCGGCCUGGUGUACACCACCAUUUGGUGGCUUGUUGUCAAGGAAUCACCGGAAAAGGAUUCUCACAUCACAGCCGCUGAACUCAAAUAUAUUCAAGACUCACGCGGCACUCAAGCGGUGGAGGGGUCUAAGAUUCGACACCCGUGGCGUGCAAUGUUGACCUCUGGCCCCGUAUGGGCGAUUGUUAUGGCCCAUUUCAGUGAGAAUUGGGGAUUUUAUACGUUAUUGACGUUUUUGCCGACAUUUAUGCAAGACGUUUUCAAGUUCGAGACGUCCCAAACGGGGUGGCUGUCCGCGGUGCCUUACCUGGCAAUGGCUAUCGUUUUACAAGUAGCCGGGCACAUGGCGGACUGGCUGCUGCGCAUGCGCAUCAUGACGAGGAGCAAUAUACGGAAACUUUUCAAUUGCGGGGCUUUUCUAGCUCAGACAAUAUUCAUGGUGGCAGCUGCAUAUGCGACGAGUAUUCUCGGAUGUAUCGUGUGCCUCACCAUAGCUGUGGGCCUUGGAGGCUUCGCCUGGUCCGGGUUUAGCGUAAAUCACUUGGACAUAGCGCCACCUCACGCGAGUGUGUUGAUGGGGCUUUCGAACACAAUCGCCACUUUGCCCGGCAUUGUCAGUCCACCGUUAGCCGGAUCUAUCGUUACUGAUAAGACUGCAGAGCAAUGGCGGAUAGUUUUCUUCAUAUCGAGCGCUAUCUAUCUAAUCGGUGCAAUAGUUUACUACAUUUUCUGCUCAGCGGAGAGACAACCGUGGGUCAUGGAGUUCGAUAAUGACGCAAGUUUUGAUACAGACGCAGCAUCCGUCACCACAGCAAGGGGCGUCGACAAUAAGGCUUUAGAUAGUUCGGAGAUUUAAGACUAAUUGUCCGUUUUAGGUAUUUGAGAAAUUAAUAAUUGUACUGUAUAAUUAGUGAUACAUACAAGAGCGGACUGUCAAAAUUGUCCGUUUCAAAUUAAGUACCGACGGUUUUAUUGAAAAAUCCAACAGAUCUUGGUGUAAAUAAGGGAGAUCCCUCAAAAGGACUAUUUUAAUUGUACGUCCGAUCUUCGUAUAAUAUUAAAAACAGACUAAGGCCCGUAUUAGAACGUCAAUCUUGAAUCUAGUUUCAAGAGCUGUCAAACCAUUUUUUUUUUUAUUAAAUUUGACACACUUGACAAUGCUCAAGAUUCUGACAUUAUAAUAUGGACUUUAAUGCAACUUAUAUAAAGAUCUAAAGGCCAACUUAUUAACAAUGUCAAGUCAAAGUGUUUGAAACGACACUUAAGUAUGACUCUCGGACGUCAAAAAUGUAUUGGAUUUUGACAGGUCUCGUUUCUGAAUCUCACCUUAAGCCCUCAAAUUUUAUAGUAAUAGUAAUGAGAUCUUACAGUUUUUUUUUUAAUUAUACAAUACACACUAUUUGAAUAGAUGUGUUUGGUUUUUUUUUAUACCUGGAUACAAGUCCAUUGGGCGAAAUCUUCUACAAAUUUGACAGCAGUGUUACCAACUAUAUCUUCGAUCUUUAAAUAAAUGUUGCUCUGCUAUGCGUAUGUUUAAUAGUUUUUCUCUACUGACAAAGUCUAUUUAAGGGUUUGAUUUCCCUAGAAAAUUUGGCACAAGUCUGACUUUGCAAUAUCAAAACAGACACACAAAAAUUUUACUAUUAAAUAGUUUUAUUUUGUUAAGUGUAAGUGUGUA